AUGAUCAUCGAACUCAAGGGCAUGGUCGACUCAAAGGUGAGCCCGCAGCACCCCGUGAUGAUCCCAAGGCUGGAGUUGAAGGUGGGGAGGAACAACAGCAAGGAGAGGGGCAUCGUGGACGAGUCCAGGAAGCUCAAGGCCACCACACUCGUCGUCGGCACCAACUCAAGAGGCAUCUUUGGCAUUCGCGGCCGUACGGGAGUGGGGGCGUAUUGCAUGAAGAACCGCCCCCCAACAGUGUCCGUCUACGUGGUGCUAAAGGACAAAGUCACCGCGUGCAGAGAGGCCGACUCCCUGCCCGGCUCCUCCUCCUCCGCGCCCACCAGCCCCGGCCACUUGCUUGUGGCGUCAUCAGCACCGUUCCGCCACAGCCCGUCCAUGUCCGCACACCACCAGUCCGACCGCUCCUCCACACGCAGCUCGUCGGGGGUGCUGGAGCCCACCGAUGGGCUCGGGUCUGACGAUGCAGCUCUGGUUACGGGUGCACAGACACACAUCACUCUCGCCCUUCUCCCUUUCCCUCAAGCCAAUCAUGCAGAAGAUGAUGAAGCCGCAAGGACCAAUGGCGCGCAGCCACCUGGCGCCGACUACCCCAGCAGCCCCAACGUCCACGCCGCCCCACAGCCCUCCCGAGCCGGUACCUGGCCUCACGACCAUGCUGGUGCUACCCUUACCACACCCGACGGUAUACCCGGCUUCCAAACUUACUCCCCAGGCUUGGCCGUGCCUCACGGCAUGCCAGGGGCCUCCCCGAUUCGGAAUCCUGGGGACGGGGGCGAUUUGGACUCCAUGAUGCAGAUGAAAAUGCAGCAGCUGCAGCUGCAGAACCAGCAGCAGAUGCUGCUACUGCAACAGCAGCAGCAGCUGCAGCAGCUGCAGCAGCAGCAGCAGAUGCAGCUGCAGCAGGUGCAGCAGCGGCUACAGAGAGACUAUCUAGCAGAGGUGGACGCGUGGAGGAGGGCGAACCCCCAGGCGACCCCAGAGCAGCAGCAGGCAUUCAUGGCUGACCUAGAGGCGCGUAUGGCCCAGGCCACUGCAGCCCUAGCAGGCAUGCCGCUCCAUGACGCCGCUGCCAGACUCGGUGGUAACCAGCAGGCUCGGCCCGAGCCUGGGGGCUCGCCUCAGGUUGCCGCGGCACAGGGAGUGGCUCGGGAGGCGGAUGCAGCAGCGAGGAUUGGGCAGAUGGCUGCAGACGCGGAGAGGGCGCGGGCAGCCGCGGAAGAGGGGAGGAGAGCAGCGGAAGAGGAGGUGGGGAGGCGGGGAGGGGAGAGGAGGUGGAGAAGGGGGCAGGUGGUGGAGGAGGAGCGGCGGGGGGAGGGGAACCGGUUGCGCCAGUGCAGAGGGGGAGAGUGCAUGAGUACAGCCCUGCACUCUACACCCUGCCUGCACUGCUUCCUGCUCACUAAACCCCCUUUCCACCCACCCCUCUUGGGCCUCCUCACUGACCUCCUGUGCACCCCCCUCCCACCCCUCCCUGCACCCCCCUCCCACCCCUCCUGUGCUGUCAAUGGUAAACAGGCUGCGACGGAGAACUUCAGUGCGGGGAGAAAGCUGGGCGAGGGGGGCUUUGGCACCGUGUACUGUACUCUGGAACGCUGCACCUCCUCCCCCUGUGCUCCCCUCCUCCCCCCGUGCUCCCCUCCUCCCCCCGUGCUCCCCUCCUCCCCCCUGCACCACCCCAUCUGUUCUUCCCCUCUCCCUUCCCUUCCCGCUGCACCUCACCCCCUGCAUUUCAAUCUUCGCCCCGCCCUCUCUCGCACCAAGCAGGCACCAACGGACAACUUCAGUGCGGAGAGAAAGCUGGGCGAGGGGGGGUUCGGCACCCAGGCAGCAACGGACAACUUCAGUGCGGCGCGCAAGCUGGGCGAGGGGGGGUUCGGCACCGUGUACUCGGGCACGCUGCACCACACGCCCGUGGCCGUGAAGCUGCUCAAGAGCCAGGACUCCAUUCAGGCCAUGGCGGAGUUCCAACAAGAGGUGGAGAUUCUGAGUCAGAUACAGCAUCCGCACGUGCUGAUGCUGCUGGGGUGCUGUCCCGAUCGCUACGUGCUCGUCUACGAGUACCUCGCCAACGGCUCUCUGGAGGACCGCCUCCUCCGCCUCCACUCCACCCCCCCCCUCCCCUGGUUCGUCCGCAUACGCAUUGCCGCCGAAAUCGCCUCCUCCCUCCUCAUCCUGCACACCCGCCCCGUGCCCAUCGUGCACCGCGACUUAAAGCCCGGGAACAUUCUGCUGGAUAAGAAUUUCGUCGCGAAGUUAGGGGAUGUGGGGUUGGCUAAGCUUAUGCCGGGGCUGUCUAUGGAGAAGACGUGCGACCGCGAGUCGACCCCGGUGGGGACGUUCGCAUACGUCGACCCGGAGUUCCAGAGAACCGGGGAAUUCGGCCCGAAAUCCGACGUGUACGCGUUCGGCAUCGUCCUACUCGACCUCCUCACAGGCCGCACACCCGCUCUGUACGAAGCCUUGGAAAUCGCAGUGGAGAGUAACCGGAACGACGAGCUGAUGCGGUUCCUGGAUGCGGGAGCCGGCACGUGGCCGCAGGGCAUGGCGAUGGAGAUAGCCAAGCUGGCGAUUCAGUGCAGCGAGAUGAAGAGGCGCAAGCGGCCGGACCUUGAGACGGAGGUGAUGCCGAUUCUGGACAGGAUGCGGAGCGUGGCGAUCAAGGCGGAGGAGGAUGCGAAGAAGGCGUCGCUGGUCCGGCCCGUGGCUGCUGCUCCUCCCUGCCUCUUCUGCCCCAUCACUCAGGAGCUGAUGGUGAAUCCAGUGAUAGCAGCGGACGGGCACACGUACGAACUGGUGGCGAUACAGCAGUGGCUGGAGAAGAGUGAUCGCUCGCCCAUGACCAACGUGCGCCUGCCCUCCAAGGCCCUCGUGCCCAACCGCGCUCUCAAAUCCAUGAUCCUCGACUGGCGCGAGACGGGAGGGUCGGGGUAA
Molecule: messenger RNA, 2934 nt
Organism: Closterium sp. Naga37s-1
Lineage: Eukaryota; Viridiplantae; Streptophyta; Zygnematophyceae; Desmidiales; Closteriaceae
Source: the annotation of a GenBank genome assembly